GGCGUACGUCUAAUGUAGUAUACGUAUCGUCGUUCGCUCUGCACCCCCCUCGCCCCGCUCUCAACAGACGCGAUCUUAUCCUCGACCGAGUAAGGUCGUCGUUACUUGUAAAAACUUAACUACUUGGAAGUGUUCACUAAAGUGCUCGGUGAAUGAUGGUGAAAAAUCAAUGUGUAUUGUUAUAAAGUGGUUUCACGGCAGUACUAGCCGGUUCUGUGUACAGUGCCGGGCGGCCCUGCGGCCUGCCAGUCGCCUGUGCUUUCUAAACGAUCCCGCGAGCAACGGUUGUGACGGUUCAUAUUCGUAAACGGAUAUUUAAAGUGAAUUAAUCUGGCUUUAUACAGGUUCGCGAGAAGCGAGCGCCGCGUCCGCGCCCUCACGACUCACACAUGAGAAUAAGGAAGGCGACAUGCAGAGCGCGCGUGCGCUGCUGGUCCUGGCGGUGCUGUGCGGCGUGCGCGGCGCCGGCCCAGGCCCACCCACACCUCUUCCAGCGCUGCAGCCGGUAUUGCAUUUCGACUAUUCGUUGUACAACGUGAGCAUACCGGAGAACAGCCCACCGAGGACUUAUGCAUCCCAGCCACCCGCCGCCGAUCCUUUGGGCUUGCGUUUACCUGGUCCUGAAGCAAGAGUUCGAUUUCGUAUUAGACAUGGCGAUCGCGACAAAUUCUUUAAAGCGGAAGAACAUGUCAUAGGCGAUUAUUGUUUCCUUUCCAUUCGCACACGCGCUGGCCUUUCUGAUGUCUUAAACCGGGAGCGAAGAGACAAUUACAGAUUAGAGAUUCGAGCCACAGCGCAACUGCCCAAUGGUCGACAGCUUGAAGCUGACACGGUAGUAGUUGUAGAGGUUACGGAUGAGAAUGACCUCAGUCCUCUAUUUUAUCCGACUGAGUACGAGGCAGUAGUUCAAGAAGAUGCUCCCUUACAUUCUAGUAUUGUACGUGUUUCCGCCGAAGAUGCUGAUCUUGGUAUUAACGGUGAAAUAUAUUACAGUCUUGCAGAAAGAACCGAUCGGUUUGCAGUACACCCUACCAGUGGUGUAGUAACUGUAACACGAUCCCUGUCUGUGGUGGAAAGUUCUCGUUACGAAAUAACAGUGCUAGCGCAUGAUCGAGCGUCUUUGAUUACUCGAGGUGACAAUGCACCCGCAGCACGAGCGUCCUUAGUAAUACGAGUUAUUCAGGCAAAUCUGCAUGCACCCGAGUUGCGAGUUCGUCAUCUACCUGAACUUAUAGAAAACUCAACAGCCGAAAUAUACGCAAUUGUAGAAGUUAAAGAUAAAGACACUGGAGAACACGGUCGCAUUAUUGGCCUAGAAAUCGUUGAUGGUGAUCCAGAUGGUCAUUUCCGUGUACGAAACUCGGCGCAGCAAGGUGAAUAUGAUAUUGUAGUGCAUGCACUUCUUGAUAGAGAGAGUGCGCCUCAUGGUUAUAAUCUGACUCUCCGUGCAACAGACGCAGGAAAACCGCCUCGAUCUUCGUAUUUAACGUUACCAGUGUUAUUGACUGAUACAAAUGAUAACGCGCCGAUAUUCAGUCGUGAAAUAUAUGAGGCAACCCUGCCGGAGACUGCUCCACCAAACACACCCGUUAUUCGAUUAAAGGUAAGCGAUCGAGAUGAAGGCCGAAAUGCUAGAGUAUAUAUUGAAAUAGUGGGUGGUAAUGAAGGCGGGGAAUUUGUGAUUAAUGCAGAUACUGGAGUUCUCUAUACGGCAGUCGAGUUAGAUGCUGAAGAAAAAUCUUUAUAUACUCUCACUGUAUCGGCUAUUGAUCAAGGUAACGCCGGAACACGCAAACAAUCUUCGGCUAAAGUGAAAAUUGCUAUACUAGAUGCAAAUGACAACGACCCUGUCUUCGAGCGUGAAGAAAUAGAAGUGGCUCUGGUAGAGAACGGUCCCACAGGUGCAAUCGUCGCUCGAGUGAUUGCACGUGAUGCCGAUUCCGGUGAGAAUGCUUACAUAUCAUAUAGCAUUGCUAACUUACAACCGGUUCCUUUUGAGGUGGAUCAUUUUUCUGGUGCAGUGAGAACUACAAGGCUACUUGACUAUGAAAGUAUGCGUCGUGAAUACGUUUUACAGAUUCGUGCCAGUGAUUGGGGAUUACCUUAUCGUCGCCAAGCGGAAAUGAGACUAACAGUACGACUUGAAGAUGUCAAUGACAACCGUCCCCAAUUUGAACGAGUUGAUUGCGUUGGGUAUCUAUCACGGCGUUUAUCUAUUGGAUCUGAAAUUGUAACACUUUCUGCAAUUGAUUUUGACUCUGGAGAUGUAGUUUCAUAUCGUGUUAUUGGAGGUAAUGAAGACAAUUGCUUCUCUCUUGAUUCUAGCACUGGAGUGCUUGUGCUUUCUUGCGAUCUUAGUGACAUAAGAACUGAAACACGUGUAUUAAAUGUUACGGCAACCGAUGGAACGCAUUUCGCGGAUGCAGCUACUUUAACAUUACAUUUAGUCAGCGGUAGUGGCAGUGGAAGUGGGGGCAACAUUGAAUCGAACUCAUUAGAAUGUCGUGAUACUUCUGUAGCACGUCGUUUAACUGAGCUAUUAGCAGCUGCUGAAAGAAGCAAUGCACCUAUAGAUUUUGCAGAAGAUUUCCCUCUAGCUUCUUCUCGUUAUGGAGAAAAUUUACACUACCCAGAGUUCAUCGACUUUCCAGUUGAAGUAAAAGUUAAUGAAUCUGUCGCAUUGGGUACCUCCCUAGUUCGGCUCAAAGCCCGCGAUCGAGAUCUUGGCUAUAAUGGACUCUUAGUAUACGCUAUUUCUGGGGGCGACGCCGAUUCAGCGUUUCGUAUUGACCCAGAUUCGGGAGAGCUUAAAGUAAUCGGUUAUCUCGAUAGAGAACGAGAAAGUGAAUAUUACUUAAACAUAACCGUAUAUGAUCUUGGUCACCCACAACGCACAGCUUCUAGACUUCUACCUAUUACAGUACUCGAUGUUAAUGAUAACCCCCCAAGAUUUGAAAAAACACUCGCUAGUUUUAGAGUAACCGAGAAUGCUAUCAACGGAACAGCAAUAUUUCAUGCGAAUGCAACUGAUCGCGAUGGAGGUGAAUAUGGGCACGUCACUUAUAGUCUAAGUGGAGGAGGUGAAGGCGAAUUUUGUAUCGAACGUGAAACUGGGGUUAUGUCUGUUUGUGCACCUCUUGAUAGAGAACGACGUUCACUCUACGAACUAACGGUUCGGGCUACCGAUGGUGGUGGUUUGCGUGCUGAGGCAUUAGUGCGCGUUGCUGUAGAUGAUGUAAAUGAUAACACCCCACGAUUUGCUUUACCAGCAUAUAGUGCUCGUAUACGUGAAGAUGUACCAAAUGGUACUUUAGUUGCAGUACUUGAGGCAUUUGAUCCUGACUUAGGAGCUGGAGGAAUCGUCACUUAUUCCUUGCCUGAUCAAUCACCUGACGACAUUGUUUUCACAGUUGAUAGCACUUCUGGUACAUUACGGACAGCUAAGCGGUUAGAUUUCGAAGAAAGACAGGUCUACGGCGUUACAGUAAGAGCAACAGAUGGCGGACGACCAUCAUUGUGGGCAGAAGCUACGCUCAUUGUAGAGGUAGCUGACGUUGAUGAAAAUGCACACGCACCUGUUUUUGCGGAGCGACAAGCAUUCGCAGCAACGGUGUCCGAAGACGCAUCUCCGGGCACUACAGUCAUCACUGCGACAGCUACAGAUGCCGACCCGCCGGGUCGUGAUUCUCGUCUUGCGUACUACAUUGUCGCCGGCUCCGGCAUGGCACUAUUCUCAAUCGAUGAUUCAGGUGUAAUUAGAACACAAACACCUCUUGAUCGAGAAACAACACCGCAUUAUUGGCUAACGAUAUGUGCACAAGAUCAUGGCUUGGUGCCGCGUCAUGCUUGCGUUCAGGUUUAUAUUGAGGUAGAAGAUGUUAACGAUAUGGCCCCAUGGCCCGAGCAAGCAGAGUACGUUGUCACCGUCGCGGAGCACUGCGCUGCAGGCACACAUGUUGCCCGCGUUCACGCUAUUGACACCGAUGCUUCUUCCGUGCCUGCCAAGCUGCGAUACUCGAUUAUUGCCGGUAACCCAGACGGACUCUUCUCUAUAGAUGAAGAAACUGGUGAAAUCACGACAACGGGUCGCACGCUAGACCGCGAGGCCGCGGCGACGCACGCCCUCGAGGUGUCGGUGUGGGACGGCGCGCUGGCGGGCGCGGCGCGCGUGCGCGUGUCGCUGCUCGAUCUCAACGAUCACGCGCCAGCCUUUACACAACGCUUUUAUGACGUGCAUGUGCCUGCACAACCGACGCAGGAUGAUGAAGCAGCCUCCUUCGAAGCUGAAGAGAGUAGCUCGGAAGCGGAGAGCGAAGCGGAAGCUGAGGACGAAGAUGAAGGAUCUGGUGUUCAUCUAGUCUGGGACACAUGGGAAGAAGCUGCUCCUGAAGGCACUUAUAUCACCACGGUGGCAGCUCUCGACAGCGACGCCGGAGAAAACGGAACCGUUCGUUACAGCGCUCGUGCACGUGGUAUCGCUCGAGGUCUCCUACGCGUGCACGCUCACUCCGGACGAAUAUACGCUUCGCCACGUCUGCCUCUCACCGCGCACGUCACUUACGAUUUGACGGUGCGCGCGUGCGACGGCGGCCCCAAGCCGCGCUGCAGCGUGUCGCGGGCGCGCGUGCGCGGCGCGGCGGCGGGCGGCGGGCGCGCGCCGCGCGUGCGCGCCGUGCCGCCGCUGCAGGCCGCCGAGCUGGACGCGCCCGGCUUCCUGCUGGCUCUCCUGCAGGCCUCCGACCCCGACGGCGACGCCCUCUACUACGACAUUACCGACGGUGAUCCCGGACAUCAGUUCUACGUAGGUCGCGAGGAUGGUAGCCUGGUCUUGGCGCGACGCUUGCUCUGGGAAGAACGAUCGCGAUAUUCGCUUAACGUAUCCGUAAGCGAUGGACUGAACACGGUUUAUACGUCGAUAAACAUAACCGUGAUCAACGAUGCGAACGAAGGCGGCGUGACGUUCUCGCGAAGCGAGUACGUCGUAGAGGUGUCGGAAUCCGCCCGCGCGGGCGAGGCGCUCGUGACGCUGCAGGCCUCGGCGGGCGCCGCCGCGCGCCUCCUCUACGGGCUGCACGCGGCGCGCGCUCCGAGGGAUCUGUCGCUCUUUCGUCUGAACGAGCUCACCGGCGUCCUCGAACUCGCUCGUCCGCUCGACAGAGAGACUUCGGCGACCCACGAACUGACCGUGUGGGCUCGGGACCAGGCGCCCCGCGCCUCCGUGGCGUUCGCGCGCGUCACCGUGCGAGUGCACGACGCCGACGAGCACGCGCCCGAGUGGGGCCGCCGCCUGUGGGAGGCGCGGCUGGCGCGCGGCGCGGCGCCCGGCACGCUGGUGGCGCCGCUGCGGGCCGCCGACCGCGACGCGGGCGACGCGGCGCGGGUGACGUACGCGCUGGUGGGCGGCGACGCGGCCGGCCUGUUCGUGGCGGACGCGGAGCUGGGUGACGUGCGGCUCGCGCGCGCCCUGCCGGCCGCCGGGCCCCGCGACUACACGCUGCACGUGCGCGCCUCCAACCCGCCCCCGUCCGCUCGCUCGUCCACGCUACCGCUGCACGUGAUCGUUGUGGAGCCCGACGACGCGCCACCGAGAUUUCUGUCGGACGACAUAGUAUGCGAAGUAUACGAAAACGAGCCCGCAGGGACGGUCGUCGCCACCUUAGAGGCGCGCAGUUCCUCCGCCGUUUGGUACACGCUCGAAGGCGGAGAAGGUCGGUUCAAUCUGAAUCCUGCCGCCGGGGUGUUGUCUCUCGCUGUUCCACUAGACUAUGAGAAGCGAGAAAUCUAUAACGUUACCAUCAUCGCCCUCAAUAUGGGCGGUGGCAGUGCAAAAGCGCACGUAACAGUGCACGUACUGGAUCGCAACGAAUUCCCGCCGGUUCUUCUUCGUCGAGAAUAUCGCGGUCGCGUGUCAGAGGCGGCCGGCGUGGGCGCGCUCGUGACGGACGCGGAGCGCGAGGCGGGCGCGCCGCUGGUGCUGGCGACGGCGGACGCCGACUCGCCCGCCAACCGCCAGCGCGCCUACGAGGUGCUGGAGCCCGCCGCCGCCGCGCUCUUCCGCCUCGACCCCACCACCGGCGCGCUGCAGCUCGCCGCCCCGGUCGACUAUGAGCAGCAACAGAUCCACAGAUUCACAGUUAAAGUCAUCGAUAUGGGAAACCCUAGGUUACCUUCGGAUAGCGUCGCCAAAGUGACGAUCGAGGUUAUAAACGUGAACGACUGCCCUCCAACGUUCGCUCAGGCCUCGUACGAAUCGAUCGUUUUGCUGCCGACGGCGAGCGGUGUGAGCGUGCUCACGUUAUCUGCGAACGAUCCCGAUGAACCGAAUUCGCUCGCUUCGCUCAAGUACGACAUUAUUGACGGAGAUCCGCGUGGCGCCUUCGCGCUGUCGGCCGCUGGCGAGCUCAGCGUAGUGGAGCCGAGUGCGCUCGCUGGAUCGCACCGGCUGCGAGUGCGCGUGUCGGACGGGCUCUACUCGAGCACGGCUCGAGUCGAAGUACGCGUGCGGGAACCGGAUAAUUCCGGGCUCGCCUUCCAAAAAGCGGACUACUACGGAUCCGUUGUCGAAAAUUCCACCAAAUCUGCCACUAUCGUCGUUCUCAACGUCCUCGGAGCCGCACUGAACGAGCAUGUCGAAUUUCGAAUACUGAAUCCGGUCCGAGGGUUCGAGGUGGGCGCGACGUCGGGCGCGGUGCGCAGCACGGGGCUGGCGCUGGACCGCGAGCAGCGCGACGCGUACACGCUGCUGCUGCAGGCGCGCAGCGCGGCGGGCGCGGGCGGCGGCCGCGUGGCGCACGCGCGCCUGCACGUCAGCGUCACCGACGUCAACGACAACUGCCCCGUGUUCGUGGAGCGGCCCUACGUGGCCGCCGUGCUGGCCGGCGCCGAGCCGGGGUCGCCCGUGGUGCGCGUGCGGGCCGUCGACGUCGAUGCGAAUGACAACGGCGAGGUUCGAUACGAGAUGAAGCGCGGCCACGGCGAACUCUUCCGCGUCGACCGACGCACCGGCCAGAUAACUCUGAAACAAACCCUGGACGCACACAAUCAACUGUACACUUUGGUGAUCGCCGCCUUCGACGGAGGGACGCCGGCGUGCGGCGCGGAGGCGGAGGUGUCGGUGCGCGUGUGGGGCGGCGGCGCGGCGCCGGCGUGGCCCGCGGCGCACGAGGCGCGCUCCGUGCGCGAGGACGUGGCGCCGGGCUCCGCGCUGGGCGCGCCGCUGCAGGCGCGCUCCCCGCUGGCCCGCCGACUCAUCUACACGCUGCACGACGGCGCCGCCGAUCUCUUCGAGAUACACUUCGACACCGCGCCCGACAGAGGGAGCGGUCCGUGCUCGUUGGUGGCGCGCGCGGCGCUGGACUACGAGGCGGCGCGGGAGCACGCGCUGACGGUGCGCGCCACGGACGGCGUCACGGGCGCCUACGCCGACCUCGCGCUCACGCUGGCCGUGCAGGACGUCAACGACUGCGCGCCCGAGUUCGAAGACGACGAGUACCGCGCCGCGGUCUCCGAGGCGGCCGCGGUCGGGGACCUCGUCCUGCGGGUGCACGCUGCGGACGCGGAUAGCGGUGCCAACGGCGAAGUGACGUACUCUCUGUCCCCGUGGGGACCCGAGAUGGGCGAGGAGGAGACUCCGUUUGCAAUCGAUGCGGCGACCGGCGACGUGCGCGUGUCCUCGCCGCUCGACCGCGAGCGACGCGCCGCACACCACCUCCUGCUCACCGCCACCGACUCCGGCCGACCGCGCUUGCUGACCACUGCACAUCUUUUUAUAAACGUGGAGGACGUGAACGACUGUGCGCCGCGCAUGGAGCGGACGGUGGUCGCCGCGCUGGUGUCGGAGGAGGCCGCGCGGGGCACGGCGCUGGCGCGCGUGGCGGCGUGGGACGCGGACGAGCGCGACGCGGCGCAGCUGCAGUACGCGCUGCAGGGCGCGCCGGGCGAGCGCCGCGCGCUGGCCGUGCACGCGCGCACGGGCGUGCUGUCGCUGCUGGACGCGCGCGCCUGGCCCGCGCUGGCCGGCUCCCCGCGCUCGCUCAACGUGUCCGUGUCGGAUGGCGCACACGCCGCCUUCGCGAGGGUCAAACUCUCGCUCGCGCCCGCCAACCGGGCUCCACCUCAUUUCCCUCAUCUCGUACACGAGGCUCGCGCUUUAGAGAAUCAACCACCGCCGCUUCUUCUGACUACGGUGAAAGCGUACGACGACGACGCAGGAGAGUACGGGACUGUGACAUACUCCAUACCGUCGGCUAAACUACGCGAGACAUUCACGAUAGAUUCGAACACCGGGGCUCUAGCGACUCGAGUGCCGCUGGACCGCGAAAAGCGUGCCGAGUGGGAAGUGCCCGUGACGGCGAGCGACGGCGGCGGCCUGCUGCGACACACCACAGUGCGCGUGCGCGUCGCAGAUCUCAACGACAACCCGCCCGCCUUUCCUUUGCGAGAGUACCGGGCAACCGUGCGGCACGAUCGAGCACCUCUAGUUCCCUUCCUCACGCUAACGGCGAACGACGCGGACGCAGGAGAUAACGCGCGAUUGACAUACUCAGUCUACGAAGGCGAGCUGCGAACGGACGCCGCGGGCCUAUUCGCCGUCGACCCACUCACCGGUGCCCUUUCCUUCGCUCGUAAUGCUUCAGCAUUCGCGUCCCGCACGGUGCAAGUGUGGGUGCGCGCGCGCGACGGCGGCGGGCUGGCGGGCGAGGCGGGCGUGGCGGUGCGCGUGCUGGCGGCGGGCGAGCGCGCGCCGCGCCUGGUGCCGCCGCCGCCCGACCUGUUCCUGCCGGAGGACGCGCCACCCGGCACGCUCAUCGCGGAGCUGCGCGCGCCGGCCGGCCCGCUGCCCGCCCUGCGCCUCGCGCCCACGCACGUCCCGCGCGACCUGUUCGCCCUGGACGCGGCCGGCCGCCUCGUGCUCGCCGCGCCCCUGGACCGCGAGACCGUUCAGGAACAUGUCAUAGGGAUCAUUGCGGAGGGCACGGGGAGUCCGGCUCCGGCGACGAUGGUGCUUACGCGACUUCACGUUUUGGACGUGAAUGAACACGCGCCGAGUUUCCACUCGCAGCCUUACGUCGUACAUCUCGCUGAGAACACACCACCACAUUCUAGUGUUUUACAACUGAUGGCGGACGAUCCCGACUCGGGCUCCAACGGUGAGAUAAAAUUCUCCCUGGCCGACGGAGACACGGACGACGGCCAGGGCGCAGUCCCGUUCGCCGUGGACGCGCACAGCGGCUGGGUGACGACGACGGCGGCGCUGGACCGCGAGACGCGCGCCGAGUACCGCCUGCCGCUGCUGGCCGCCGACGCGGGCGCGCAGCGACGCUCCGCCCGCGGCUCGCUCGUCGUGCGCCUCGUCGACUACAACGACUGCCCGCCGCGCUUCACGCAGGACACCUACUCGGCCGAGGUGCGCGAAGACGCCGCGGCCGGCACGGUGGUGACGCGGCUGGCGGUGCGCGACGACGACGUGGCGGGCGCGGCGCUGAGCUACUUCGUGGCGGCGGGCGACCCGCGCGCGCGCUUCCAGGUGCGCGCGUCGGGCGAGGUGUUCGUGGCGCGCGCCCUCGACCGCGAGGCCGAGCCCGCCUACUCGCUGUCCAUCGCCGCCACCGAUGGCAAGUUCACCGCCUACACCGCGGUGCACAUUGCCGUACUCGAUGUCAAUGACAAUCCGCCGUACUGCGUGCGCCACCGUUACCGCGUCCGCCUCUCCGAGGAUGCGGCGCGAGGGACGCGUCUCAUGACUCUUCUGACUCGUGACGAGGACGAGGCUCCCAAUGCACGCCUCCGUUUCUUCCUCACCGGCGAUCACGCUGAAAACUUUUCUAUAAACAAGGAAACUGGCGUCGUGAGUGUGGCAGCGGCUCUGGAUCGAGAAACUCUUGCCUUUUAUCGUCUAACAGCUCACGCGCAAGAUCGCGAACGAUCCGAGUGGGCAUGCAGCUCCGAACUAGAAGUCUCUAUAGACGACAUCAACGACAAUGCGCCCCGAUUUUCGGCAUCGAUAUAUAGCGUCACCUUACCCGAAGACGCCGAGCUCGGAACCCUCGUUGCGAAGGUGCACGCCACGGACGACGACUUAGGAGAGAACCGACUAGUGCGAUAUUCGUUCGUGGACGAAGUAAACGACGCAUUCGAAUUAGCGAGCGAUAGCGGUAUAAUCACCCUCCGCUCGCCGCUCGACCGGGAGACGCAGGCCGAGCACCGCCUCGUGGUGCGCGCGACGGACGGCGGGCUGCCGCCGCGCUCGGCCAGCGCCACCGUGCGCCUCACCGUCGCCGACGUCAACGACAACCCGCCCGAGUUCGAGUUCGAGCAGUACCGCGCCGUCGUCCCCGAAAUCGACGCUCCCGGGACCGAAGUUCUGCGCGUGCGCGCCACCUCGCGCGACACCGGCGUUAACGCCGAUGUUUAUUACUCGUUAGUCGGCGGCGACGAUCGUGAAGACUUUGCGGUGCAACGAACUAGCGGCGUCGUCACCGUCGCGCGUCCGCUCGACUACGAGCGCAGAAAGGAAUACUUUUUAACGGUUCAAGCCGUCGACGGUGGAUCCCCUCCGCUCAGUGAUCACGCUACGAUUAACAUAACCAUUACGGAUAGCAAUGACAAUGCACCUGUGUUUUCGCAGGCUUCGUACGGAGCCCGGGUACGUGAGGACGCUAGUAUUGGAUUCCACAUCGUACAAGUCAUUGCCGAUGACGCAGAUGCUGGUGCCAAUGGUCGCGUCGCUUAUUCGAUAGCACGCGGUGAUCGCGAUGGAAGUUUCAGUAUCGAUCCGGAUACUGGAUACAUUUCAGUCUCGGCAGCGCUUGAUCGAGAAACUAACCCAGCUUAUGUGCUGGAAGUACGUGCUAAAGACCGUGGAGUACCAGCUCUCGAAGCCACUGCUGUGAUUAACGUUGAAGUUUUAGAUGCCAACGACAACCCUCCCCUCUUCGAGCAGAGCAACUACACAGCAAUUGUGCAAGAAGAUAAACCUCUCGGACAUACUCUACUCAAGUUUGUAGUCCAAGACGCAGACUCACCGCCGAACGCUGCACCUUACACUUUUGAUUUUCAAUCGGGAAAUGAAAUGGGUGCUUUCCGACUAGAACAAGAUGGCUAUCUUCGAUCAGCGACACGCUUUAACCAUCGUAUCAAAGAUCGCUACGUGCUGCAAGUACGAGUGUUUGACAACGGCACACCGCCACUGUAUUCCGAUGCUUGGGUAUACAUAAAAGUAAUUGAAGAGUCUCAAUAUCCGCCCGUCGUAACUCCUCUAGAAAUUAUCGUAAACUCUUACCUCGACGAGUUCCCCGGUGGUGUUAUCGGUCGCGUAUUUUCAUCUGAUCGCGAUGCAUACGAUUCGGUUUCCUACGCUUUAGUUCCAGUGGAUGGAGCACCGUAUCCUGCGAAUGAUUUAUUUGAAAUAGAUCCUCGCGAUGGCACAUUGCACGCCGCACCGAGACUCGACGUAGGAGACUACCGCCUUAACAUCACAGUUAAUGAUGGAAAGUUUGUUGGCUAUGCAAUUGUUAAAAUCACGGUUUUACUAAUAUCGGAUGAAAUGCUUGCACAAGCUGUCGUCGUUCGGUUUCGUGAAGUAACAGAUCGUGAUUUCGUUCUUAGUCAUAGAAAAGGAUUCAUCCGAGCAGUAAGCGAAGCGACCGACUGCGAACCGAGUGAUGUAGUAAUUGUUAGUGUACAAGCGUAUGGAGAUGAUGUGGGAAAGGAGCCGAGUAGAACUCGACGACAAGUAGCACAAGAUUUAGAUGUCGCUUUUGCGGUACGAGCACCUGGCACGGAUGGCUUCUUACUGGCGGACUCAUUACGCCGCCGAUUACACGCACACUUGGAACGUUUAGAAGAACGAACUAGAUUGGUUAUAGAGGAACUAGUACGUGCCGUUUGCGGUGGAUGUGUACACGGUACAUGUACAGAAAGGGUUGAAUUACGAGCCACUACAACUCGUGCGGUAGCUACCGAUGUGUUCUCUUUAGUAGCACCUCCUUACAAACUUCGCGGUGAAUGUUCCUGCUCACGAGGUUAUACUGGUGAUCGAUGCGAGCGCCCCUAUACAGAAUCCACAGAUAUCGUAAGCCCGACAUGCCAUUGCGACUCCUCCAGCUGUGAUCCUAGUGUGAAUCAACCGGGAUAUCGUUGUUGCGAAAGCGACGACUGUCGUCCGGCCGUUACCGUCGCCCAUUUAUCUGGCGACGGAUACCUCGCAUAUCGAUUAGAACGCGGCGUCGUAGAAGGAUCCCGGCUACUAGACGACGAGCUAAUAAUAAGUUUACGUUUUCGCACUCGAAGAUCACGCGGCACACUUCUGUAUGCGGCGGGACGGGUGGACUUCGCAAUUUUAGAAAUCGUAGAGGGAUACGUACAAUUUCGAAUGGAGCUCGGAGCCGGCGAAGCCAAAGUCCGCGCCGGCGGGCCCGUGGCGGACGGCGCCUGGCACGACUUGCGGCUGGAGCGGCGCGGCGCGGGCGUGCGCCUGGCCGUGGACCGGCGCGCGGCGCAGGCGCAGGCGCCGCCGCCCGCCGCCGUGCUGGACGCGCGCGCCGACCGCUUCCUGCUCGGCGCCGCGCUGCAGCGGCACGCGCACGCCUUGGCUCCCGAACAGGUGACAUAUGGCUUUCACGGCUGUAUUUCGGAUAUAAAAUUAAGCGGUGCCUUCCUACCACUGGAAGAAGGCGGAACGUCCGACGACGGACGAGCACAACUAGUCCGACGGGUGCGAGUGCGCGUAGCGGCGACUUGCCCUCCACUUCCGCCGCCCGGACCGUGCGCCGCGCAGCCGUGCUACAACGGUGGCACGUGUAGAGAAAUACCAGACCUUCUGGAAGAUCCAGCGAGCACGGCGGAGGCGUACGAGUGCUCGUGUCACGCGAGGUUCAUGGGCCGUCAGUGCGAAGUGGAUAGCGAUCCCUGUGCGUCGCAGCCGUGCCUGCACGGCGGGUUCUGCACGGCCGAGGGCUCGGGCACGUUCCGCUGCGCGUGCGCCGCGGGGCUGGCGGGGGCGCGCUGCGAGCGCGGCCGCUGGUGCGCCGCCGGGGUGUGCGCGCACGGCGGCUCGUGCGAGGAGGGCGAGUGGGGCCCGUCGUGCCGCUGCCGCGGGUACUACGGCCCGCGCUGCCAGUAUGACGUCGAUGAGUGUGUCGGAGAGCCUUGCCUAAACGGCGCGACUUGUCUCAACGAGCCUGGCUCUUUCCGAUGUCUUUGUCCGCCCGAUAAGACAGGUAUGAAUUGCGGUAAUCCGUUAUACUCGGAUGCAGUAGUGGCGGGUGAAGCUGCAGGUGGCGGUCGUGCCCUUCGCGAGCUGUGGUCGUGGGCUCUGCAAGCGCGCUGGCCGCUCGGAGUGGCCGUCGCUGCGCUGCUUCUACUAUUGGCCUUAAUGCUGCUGCCCUUCUUGUUGCGACGCUCGAGGCGCCCUCGAGGUCCCCCCGCGCCUCUCAACAGCGCCAUCGAGAAACUUCCGCCUCGCGCCUCCAAACUCUCCAAUUUAGAGGCAGUGCGUCGCGGUCGACCCGCUUCAUGUGCGGAACCACCGCCGCUCAACAACAUCGACACUCUUCGUUCCUAUGGCUCCGCCGGCGACGAACUCGAGGGCAUUCCUCCCGAUUAUCUACGCAAUCUCAAUAUAGACCCGGUCGAUCGGAAGCCCUGGUCGGAACAGAUGCAUCUGCACACAUUCGUCGAUAAUAAAAUUUAUAACGAUCUGAAAGGCUGCAACACACGUGUCCGCGUGCCGUCGCCGGCGGCGGCUCGGCGCGGCGCAGGCGAGCCGCACCUCGUGGGCGGCUACCACUGGGACUGCUCCGACUGGUGCGGGGGCGGCGGCGCGCUGCCCGGCAUCAGCGAGGUGGCGGGCUCCGAGCGCCCCGACUCGUCCUCGCCCCCCUCGCCGCCCUCGCCGCGCUCCCCGCGCUCCCCGCGAUCCGCACGCCUCUCGCCGCGAAGGACACUUCCUCUUCCUCUCGACACCGAUUCGGCGACUGACGAUCAUGAACCUUUACGCUUCACCGACGCCUCUUCAUAUUUGCUGAACGUAGACGAGUACUCCCCGGCCGGGGAAGAGGGGACGCUGCGCGCCCGUACGAUUCGCGAACCAGACGCCCACAGCCUCAUCACGAUGCUCGAGGAGCGGCAUUCACUCCUAGGCGACGGAGGCUCGUGCAGCGACCUGUCCGCCAACCUGUGCGAGAUAGAGGACUCGGAGGCGGAGGAGUGCGCGCCGCCCGCCGUGCCGCCGCCGCCCGCGCGCCACACGGACGUGUGACGGCGGCGCGCGGCCCGCGUGCCGCCCGCGCCCCCCGCGCCCCCCGCGACCCCCGCGCCCCGCGCGCCCCGCUCGCGCGGCAUCUAGCGAGAACUCGUCGUGUGCAACGCAGCACACUCUCAGGAUCGGCCCGACUGACGUUCAGUGCUACGACGCAUUGGGCUUUGUCCCCGAUGCGUUCGCGAGGGCAAUGAGCGUGAAAUUUUGUGUAGAUAAAUUAUGACUGAGUUCGAAAUAGUGACGAUACUUUUAUUGAAUUUAUGGUUUAAAGCGUUACUUAAUCUUUUUCUAAAAUAUGGGAAAUUAUCGAAUAACAUAUUACGUUGUGACAAUUCGACAGCUGAAUCUUGCAUUAUAUAGUGGACGUCGAUGUAAUCGUUUGGCAAAAUUGUAAUAAGAUUGAUGUUCAGAGUUUUGCGUUAGGUGACUUGUGACGCAGACGUUAGUGUAAUUGUACAUUGAGUAGUUAGACAUUCGGCUUGCCGCCGCCGCGCAUGCGCCGCCGAGCUAAAGCGUGAUUAUGUAUAAACGUGUAAAUAUGUAUCUGCUGUAAGAGUAACGGUUGUUGUAUUUAUGUAUAUAAUGUAGGUGCGUGGGCGAGCGGACGAGUGUGGGCGGCGCCGCGGUGGCGAGCCGCAUCGUUUCGUACGAUUAAAAAUAUGGUGCUCCGACUAUAGUUUCAUAUCAUGACUUUAAAGUAUGCAUUUACAAAACCUCUCUCCUUCUAGGUUAGCGUUAUCUUAAGGAAUCUAUUUUUAUAUGUGUACAGAAAGUAGCGUAGAGCGGCCGACGGCGAACCUGACUGAUUGAAACGAUCGCCGCGCGGUGCGCGUCAAUUUUGUUACUAAAAUUGUUCGCAAAUAUUGAACGAUUGAUAAUUUAUUUAACUAUUGUUAUAAGUUUUGACACAACUAAUGAAGCGAAUUAAAGUACAAGUAAUA
Messenger RNA from Vanessa atalanta (red admiral), 15201 nucleotides. It is a transcript of the gene kug, whose product is annotated as fat-like cadherin-related tumor suppressor homolog. Gene Ontology annotation, biological process: homophilic cell-cell adhesion. The record is from RefSeq and is a predicted model, not a curated record. The transcript is spliced from 37 exons. NCBI's taxonomy places the organism in Eukaryota, Metazoa, Arthropoda, Insecta, Lepidoptera, Nymphalidae. Gene Ontology annotation, molecular function: calcium ion binding. Gene Ontology annotation, cellular component: plasma membrane. The coding region runs from base 410 to 14260 and encodes 4616 amino acids.